AUGAAAGAGAUGCCUCACUACUCUAAUUUCCUAAAAGACCUUUUGAAUGGAAGGAGAGAAGUAGAAACCGUUAGCCUAACCGCAAAUUGUAGUGAUAUUCUCUCUAGUAAGCUACCAACCAAAUUGCAAGAACCCGAUAGUUUUUCCAUCCCUUGUUCUAUCAAUGCGGUUCAUUUGGGGAUGGAUUUGUGUGAUCUAGGUGCUAGUGUGAGCUUAAUGCCCUUCUCGGCCUACCAAAACCUUAAUGUGGGAAGCCUUUCACCUACAAACAUCACCCUCCAACAAGAGGAUAGGUCCACAAAAUUGCCUAUAGGGAAAGUAGUGGACGUGCCCCUUAGAGUUGGUACGUUCACUUUUCCGGUGGACUUUUAUGUUCUUGAGAUGGAUGCAGAUGAAAGAAUUCCUAUAAUUUUUGGUAGGCCAUUCCUAGAUACUUCUAAAGCAAUCAUUGAUGUCAAAGAAGGUAGAUGA
Molecule: messenger RNA, 471 nt
Organism: Chenopodium quinoa (quinoa)
Lineage: Eukaryota; Viridiplantae; Streptophyta; Magnoliopsida; Caryophyllales; Amaranthaceae
Exons: 1
Coding region: 1-471 (156 amino acids)
Source: RefSeq, a predicted model, not a curated record